AUGGAGAAGAAGCGCCGGGCACGCAUCAAUGUGUCGCUGGAGCAGCUCAGGUCAUUGCUGGAGAAGCACUAUUCACACCAGAUCCGAAAACGCAAGUUGGAGAAGGCAGACAUCCUGGAGCUGAGCGUCAAGUACAUGAAAAGCCUUCAGAACUCGGUACAAGGGCUCUGGCCGGUCUCCAGCGGAGUCGAGUACCCGUCGGGCUUCCGGGGCUGUCUGCCCGGCGUUAGCCAGCUUCUGCGCCGCGAGGAGGAGGGUGGCGGCGGACUGCGCUGCCCCCUGGUGCACGAGCACGUGGCAGGCAGCACCAUGGACAGCGCCAGCCCCGGCCCGGAGGCGUCCGCGCGGCGAGGUCCUUGUGCCCCCACCAUUUGGGCCCCUGAUCCGGCCUCCGGCGGCCCGCGGUCCCCGCCAACCCGGCUCCUCCACCCCAGUGGUCUCCCUGGCCCGUCCACCAACGUCUCGGCACCGCAGGCGGCGUCUCGCCACUGCGCCGAGAGCCCGGGGACGGGGCUGCGCCUGUGGCGGCCCUGGUGA
Messenger RNA from Molossus molossus (Pallas's mastiff bat), 537 nucleotides. RefSeq names its product hes family bHLH transcription factor 3 (gene HES3). The transcript is spliced from 3 exons. Gene Ontology annotation, molecular function: protein dimerization activity; DNA-binding transcription factor activity, RNA polymerase II-specific; RNA polymerase II cis-regulatory region sequence-specific DNA binding. Bases 1 to 537 code for a protein of 178 amino acids. The record is from RefSeq and is a predicted model, not a curated record. Gene Ontology annotation, cellular component: nucleus. NCBI's taxonomy places the organism in Eukaryota, Metazoa, Chordata, Mammalia, Chiroptera, Molossidae. Gene Ontology annotation, biological process: regulation of transcription by RNA polymerase II; regulation of neurogenesis; anterior/posterior pattern specification.